GCGAGCAGCUUGCUACUCGCAAGGACGUUGUGUCCUCUCUUCUGGACUUGAGCAUGCUCCAGGCUUGUCAGGAGCGACUCACCCUCCAUGUCGCUGCACUGCGUCGCCUUCUCGCCAUCCUCUCUGACCCUGAUCGCACCCUCCCGAUCAUCCCCGUACGACUCGGAACCUCCACGAGGSUGUACUCAGCGCUGUGGGAUUCCGGUUCUCAGGGCGACUUCAUUCACCCACGCGUGGUGAAGGAAGCCCGCUUACCCACGACAGGGUCUCCGACUCCCAUCUCCGUUACCAUAGGGGAUGACAAGACCCAGCGCUUCUUUGAUCAGACGGUCACCGACCUCCCCUUCUUCCUCACUCUCGAGCCGACUGAGCGUUCCCCGGCGUCUCGUCGCCACCGCUCCUCUACACAUAUCGAUGUGAUGGAGACGGGGUACGACUUCAUUCUCGGCACUCCGUGGUCUCGUCGGUUCCGCAGCACCGAGGCCGAUUGGGCGACCAACACUCUCGUUCUCAAAACGAAGUGUGGACAGACGUAUCGCGUACCUUUCAUAGGUACCACGGCGAUACCACGCCCCGAUCCUUCUCCCCCGGAGCCUUCAGUGCCCACACCAUCUCCCUCUAUCACUGUCACCUCGCCUCGGCAGUUCGCUCACUUUAUUCGACAGGACGACGUCACCUUCUUUAUGGUGGACGUGACGGAUCUCUUACACUAUGAUCCACCCUGUCCCGACGCCGAGCUCAUCACUCUGGAGCCAGAUCCUCCCUCUAUCUCCAUGGCUCCUAUCUCUACUUCCAUCCCUCCGCCGUCCGUCGAGUCCACCCCACCGUCGCGCGCUGACGCUGACGCUGAGGAACUCGAUCGAUAUACGGCUGACUUGGAGCCCGCAGUUCGUGACCUCAUCCGAGAGUACCACGACGUUUUCCCAUCUUGUUCUCGUACGCCGGCAUCCCACCGAUGCCUACGUGUCCGAGCAGUAGCAGAGUUCCAUGACCAGGCAGUUGCCGGUCAUAUGGGCUUCCACCUACCUUAUGGUUUGCUCCAGCCUCUUCCUAUCCCUGAGGGUCGUUGGCAGUCCAUCUCGAUGGACUUUAUCGGUCCUCUUCGACCUCCGACCCCCCGCGGUCAUGAUGCUAUCCUGGUCGUCGUCGACCGCUUCACGAAGCGUGCACGCUUUGUUCCGUGCCGCCAUGCCAUCAGUGCACGUGAGGUCGCCGACAUCGUAUUUGACCGAGUCGUGCGUGACCACGGCUUACCUCUGAGCAUCAUAUCUGACCGUGACCCGCGCUUUACCAGUCGAUUCUGGCGACGGCUCCACGAGGUGUACGACACUCAGCUCCGCUUCUCCUCGUCUUACCAUCCUCGGACUGAUGGUCAGACCGAGAUCACGAACAGGACUCUCGGGGAUAUUCUUCGAAAGAUUGUUCGUGACGACCAGCAGUGGGAUCUCCAUCUUGCCCACAAGGAGAUAGCCUACAACCACGCCGUCUCGCCAGCCACGGGGAUGCCGUCUUACUAUUGCGACCUCGGCUAUCCCCCGCGUGUUCCCGCGGACUUCCUUCGACCGUCCCAGAUGCACCCCGACACGAGUUGUCCCGCGCUGGAUGAUUGGGUUGCACACAUGACGUCGAUUAUGAAGACCACACAUGAGCACAUAACCGCUUCCCAGACUCGCAUGGCAGCACGUGCGAACCUAUCGAGGAUGGAUCACCCAUUCAAGGUUGGUGAUGAUGUGCUUAUCGACGCCCGCCACUUACAGCUCGAAGCGGACACGCUUCGCAAGUUUCGGCGUCGCUUCUUCGGCCCAUGCCGCUUCCUCCAGGCCGUCGGUUCUGAUACGGCAUCUAGCCCGGUCAGCUUUCGUGUGCAGCUGCCCGACUACCUACGCCAGGCUCGUGUGCAUGAUGUCUACCACGUUUCGUUACUGCGUCCUUACCGCAGACCGUCUGAGCGUUUUGCUGGACGACCAUACGAGUGCCCUCUACCCAUCAUGGUGGACGGCCACGAGGAGUUCCUCGUUUCAGACAUCAUUGGUCGCCGAGUCACCGACGACAACCCUCCCCACGUCGAGUAUUUCGUACGUUGGAAGGGUUACCCUGAUGAGGAGGCUACCUGGGAGCCCCUCGAGCACUUGGAGCACGCUCGCAUGUUGUGCGUGCCUAUGAUCGUGCUCGUCGUACUGGGUUCACUGCUCCUCCUCAGCCCACUGACCCUCCUCCUCCUCCGGCUGAGGAGACCGCUGAAGUUGAGCCUGCUCCAUCUGAGGCAGACCUUCAGCAGAAGCCGGAUGCUUCUGAGCGUCCACAGCGCACUCGUCGUCAUCCUGCUCGAUACGACGAUUGACUCUGACUUACCUUCCCACGUCUUUGACUUUUCAAUACUCCAUCCACAUCAGUUUUGCUACUUCAGCUCGUCGACGCUGCGGCUCUUCCUCGUCGGCAUUCCGGACUUCACAUCGUGGACGUCAUCGGCAGCUUCAUGGACUUCAUCACGAUCAGCUCUGCCUACUUCAGACGUCGCCACUCUCUUACCACUCUACCCUGUACAGUACCCUGCUUGUGUCGCAUGAUGGUCUCCCUUUAGCCGGGUUCCUCUGAGUUGGGCUCUCCCUUGGUAUACGCAUAGGCAUCGGGACCGU
Messenger RNA from Chara braunii, 2636 nucleotides. The record is from the annotation of a GenBank genome assembly. Lineage: Eukaryota; Viridiplantae; Streptophyta; Charophyceae; Charales; Characeae.